AUGGGUGGCACGACAUACCUUGAGUUCGUCAGGUUUCGAGCCAAGGCCAACCCCUGCAUUUCUGGCCUCUAUGAACACCUCCAGCGUGAAUCUCGCGCCGCAAGCAGGGUUGUGUACCUCGAUUAUCGCCACAAUGAGCCAUCUCAGCUUGAGCCAGAGCCCGUUUCCGCGAUGGAAGACGACCUUGUCUACCUCGUUGAAGGAGUCACGCCCUCCACGACACGCUUCCUUUUCGUUGAGAAUAUUACUUCCACCAUGGUCAGCCUGCUGGGCGAGGCUCUCGACAUCGAUCCUCUCUUCUUUGCUGACUACGUCAAUUCUCGUUUCGACAGUAUCCGGAAAGCGGCGGCCCCGCCUUCGUAUGCGACUUUACCGUCGCUCAUUGGGAAAAGAAAUCACAUCCAUCUUCAUCACUACCAGUUUGUGGCUUUGGGCGGCAGCGAUGGCUCUAAUGUCCCAUACGCAUUGACAACAGGCUCCAAUGUUCCUCGGAACGUCCGGCGACUGGCACCAAUAUCAGGCAGACAGCUUGCCCUCGCUCGGGCAUGUUGCUCCUUCAUUAUCAAGCCCGUCAAGACGUCCCAAAUCUGUCUGUUCCUCGUAGAUCCGCCCAUUACCUCUGUCGAAGCCCUGCAUACGGAACCAAACAGCGCUGGCGGCGGCGCAGCAAAAGAGGACAACAACGACUUGAUCUACUAG
Molecule: messenger RNA, 699 nt
Organism: Fusarium falciforme
Lineage: Eukaryota; Fungi; Ascomycota; Sordariomycetes; Hypocreales; Nectriaceae
Exons: 3
Coding region: 1-699 (232 amino acids)
Source: RefSeq, a predicted model, not a curated record